This is a messenger RNA of Wasmannia auropunctata (little fire ant), 1492 nucleotides long. RefSeq names its product methionine aminopeptidase 1. Gene Ontology annotation, biological process: proteolysis. Gene Ontology annotation, molecular function: metalloaminopeptidase activity. The record is from RefSeq and is a predicted model, not a curated record. Lineage: Eukaryota; Metazoa; Arthropoda; Insecta; Hymenoptera; Formicidae. The transcript is spliced from 6 exons. The coding region runs from base 171 to 1304 and encodes 377 amino acids.
GUGAUCGUCUCGAAUUACAUUGCAGGCUGAUUAGCUCAUUGCACUGCAUUGCCCUUUUCUUGUGCUACGCAGGCUACGCUCACCGCUCAUCACGCUUGAUCACGCUGUGCUGUGCUACGUGACAUUGUACGAUAGAUCAGUAGAAAAAUUAAAUCAAAUUAAAUUUAAUAAUGUCGAUAGCACUUGGAAUGUGCGAGACACCCGGUUGUAACGCCGUUGCAAGUCUACAAUGUCCAACUUGCUUGAAAAUCGGCAUCCAAGGUUCAUAUUUCUGCAGCCAAAAUUGUUUCAAAAGUAGUUGGAAAAUGCAUAAAGUUAUCCAUCAGUUGGCCAAGGGAGAAAAUGGAAACAAAGUUCCUGAUGCUUAUAAUCCUUGGCCAACUUACAAUUAUACUGGGAAAUUACGGCCAUAUAAGAAAGAACAACGUAGAGAGGUUCCCGAGCGUAUCACUCGACCAGACUAUGCCUUACAUUCAGCUGGGAUACCACUGAGUGAACAAGCUGUUAAAGGUUCUGGCCAGAUAAAAAUUCUCGACGAUGAAGAAAUUGAAGGCAUGAGAAUUGCAUGCAAGCUUGGUCGAGAAGUCUUGGACGAAGCUGCAAAAGCAUGUGACGUUGGUGUUACAACAGCCGAAAUUGAUAGAGUGGUACAUGAAGCUUGUAUCGAAAGAGAUUGCUACCCAUCGCCGUUAAAUUAUUAUCAGUUUCCUGCUAGCUGUUGCACUUCUGUUAAUGAAGUGAUUUGCCAUGGUAUACCUGACACUCGACCCUUGCAAGAUGGUGAUAUUUGUAAUGUUGAUGUUACGGUAUAUCACAAUGGUUUUCAUGGAGACUUGAAUGAGACCUUUUUAGUGGGUAAUGUAAAGCCAGAAAUAAAAAAGUUGGUGGAAGUGACAUAUGAAUGUUUGUCUAAGGCUAUUGACAUUGUGAAACCUGGUGAAAAGUACAGAGAGAUUGGUAAUGUUAUACAAAAGCAUGCACAGGCACAUGGUUUCAGUGUAGUUCGUAGCUAUUGUGGCCAUGGAAUUCAUCGUCUGUUUCAUACCGCGCCGAAUGUACCGCAUUAUGCCAAAAAUAAAGCAGUAGGUGUUAUGAAACCUGGACACUGCUUUACAAUCGAGCCAAUGAUAUCUCAAGGCACGUGGAAGGACGAAACAUGGCCUGAUAAUUGGACUGCUGUCACAUUAGAUGGUCAAUGGUCAGCGCAAUUCGAGCAUACACUUUUAGUAACGGAGACCGGUUGUGACAUUCUCACGAAACGGCUUGCAAAUAACGGUAGGCCAUGGUUUAUAGAUCAUUUGUAGUAGCGUUUUUUUCUCCUUUAUUUUCCUGUAACGUACGUUUCAAAAGAAACGAAUUCGUGCGAAUCGAUAGGAAUCUAAUGUAAGUUGUUUUGUAUAUUUUCCAAAAACUAUACAGUAACUUUCUGUCUUUGCAAAUGUAUAGUAAUAACUAAAAAGAAAUAAACAGCAUGAUUGAAUUACCCUUCCAA